Molecule: messenger RNA, 496 nt
Organism: Agrilus planipennis (emerald ash borer)
Lineage: Eukaryota; Metazoa; Arthropoda; Insecta; Coleoptera; Buprestidae
Product: homeodomain-interacting protein kinase 2-like
Exons: 2
Coding region: 2-481 (159 amino acids)
Source: RefSeq, a predicted model, not a curated record
AAUGAUGGAAGUGUGUAGACGAAGCGAUUACAACGGCUCAAAUUCCGGUUCUCAUCAUCAACCGUCCCAACAGGCACCCUCACUUGUGGCAAAUUUUGUACCGAAUUCUAACGGUAAUGUGACCUUCACUAUAAACAAUCAGCUUACGAGCCAGGUACAAAGGCUGGUAAGGGAAAGGUCAGGUUACGAUAACUUGUAUCAAAUAUAUAAUGGCCGUUCAGUCGGUCGACAAUAUACAACGGGAAGUCGAGCAGAUCCUUUCCAACAUCAGCUCGUUUCAAGUAUCCUGUGUCCAGCAAGUUAUCAAGGAAUGGGAGGGUCACCUGCAAAACAUGUGACGGUGGUACAACAACCUCCUCUUCAGAUUCAACCUCCGAUACUAAGCCAGCCUGGUCAACAACAAUACGUGCCCGUUAGCGUAAUGGAACCAAGCGGAAGACAAAUGUUGCUCACGGUUAGUUCUGUCUUUUUAUUUUUGUAAUAAUUUAAUACUCUA